Molecule: messenger RNA, 2511 nt
Organism: Lampris incognitus (smalleye Pacific opah)
Lineage: Eukaryota; Metazoa; Chordata; Actinopteri; Lampriformes; Lampridae
Gene: nt5dc2
Product: 5'-nucleotidase domain containing 2
Exons: 14
Coding region: 132-1985 (617 amino acids)
Molecular function (GO): 5'-nucleotidase activity
Source: RefSeq, a predicted model, not a curated record
GCGUCGAGGCACAACAGCUCGCCGAAAAAGUACAAAGGGGCGAGGCGGGAGGCGCGCGCCGAGGGGCUUGAUCGCGUGCGUUUCCGGCGCGCGUGCAGUCCAGCAGCCGGUCGGUUCGUCGAACCGUCGCCAUGUCCUUCAGGAAAGCCGGCGCGACGUUCAGUUCUGCGUUCCGGACGGGCAGUACGCGGACUCCUCCUCCUCCGAGGUGCCCGGGAGCGGGUGGGGCGAGCAGGGGGCUGACUGGCGGGACCGGCGGGAUCGGCGGCCGGGUCGUGGACGCCAAACAAAAUGGGCCAAGUUGCGAAGCCAGCUCGUGCAAGACGGGCGUCAGCGGCGAGCGGGUCGCCCCGUUCAGCACCACGCCUUCACCUGCGGCCAGCGCGGACCCAGCCGGGGGGGGAGCGACGACGACGACGACGACGAGCCGUCCGGAGGCUCCCGGAGGCUCCGCAAGGAGGUCGUAUUGCGGCACCUCCGGGAAGAUGGACCGGAAAAGUUACCUCUGGGCCCGCUACAACGAAAUGAAGCGGCUGGUCCACGACUUGAUCCCACCAGGUGUGUGUAACCUCCUCAAUCCCUCCUCGAUCUACGCCAACAACGAGGUCAGCCUGGCGGAGGUGGACAUCUACGGCUUCGACUACGACUACACGCUGGCCCUGUACUCCAACAUGCUGGACACCAUGAUCUACAAUACCGCCAGGAGCUUCCUCAUCGAGCACUUCAAGUACCCUGUAGACAUCCACAAGUACGACUACAUCCCCAACUUCGCUGCUCGGGGCCUCCACUAUGACAUCCAGAAGGGUCUCCUGAUGAAGAUCGAUGCGUUUCACUACAUUCAGCUGGGAACUGUGUACCGGGGUCUGAGUCCGGUGCCAGAUGAGGAGAUACUGCAGCUGUAUGGGGGGACUCACCACAUCCCCCUGCACCAGGUCAGCGGCUUCUAUGGGAAGGGUCCAAAGGUGAAGCAGUUCAUGGAUAUCUUCUCCCUCCCAGAAAUGACCCUUUUAGCUGUGGUCAAUGAUUUCUUUAUCACAAAUGACAUAGAAUAUGAUCCGGUUCACCUCUACAGGGACGUCUCUGAAGCGAUUGGUAUGGUUCACAUCAAAGGUUACAUGUACAAAUGGAUUAUGCAGGAUGUGGAGAAGUACAUCCUGAGAGGAGAGGAAACAUGUGCCGUGUUGCAGCGACUGGUUGGUGACGGGAAGAAGCUGUUCCUCAUUACCAACAGCCCGUUCAGCUUUGUGGAUAAAGGCAUGAAAUACAUGGUGGGGAAAAACUGGAGAGACUUUUUUGAUGUGGUCAUCGUGCAGGCAGACAAACCCCACUUCUUCAAUGACUGUGCCAAACCUUUCCGACGCUUGGAUGGGAAUGGCGACCUUCAGUGGGAUCGGAUAAACAGCUUGGAUAAGGGACAGAUCUACAAACAGGGGAACCUGUUUGAUUUCCUCAGACUGACAGGCUGGAGGGGAUCUAGAGUUCUGUACUUCGGAGAUCACCUUUACAGCGACUUAGCCGACCUGAUGCUGCGGCACGGCUGGCGGACGGGAGCCAUCGUACCCGAGCUGGAGCUGGAAACUAAAGUGGUGAACACAGAGCAGUAUUCCCAAAGCCUGACCUGGCUGCAGGCCCUGACCGGCCUGCUGGAGCGCAUGCAGAUGCACCGUGACCUGGAGUCAAAACAGAUUUUGCAGGAAUGGUUGAAAGAGAGAGAAGAACUCAGGGCGAUGACGAAGAACCUGUUCAACCCUCAGUUUGGCAGCAUCUUCCGAACAUGUCACAACCCCACCUACUUUUCCAGACGCCUGUGCCGCUUCUCGGACGUCUACAUGGCCUCCAUCAGCUGCCUGUUGAACUAUGACCUCUCCUACACAUUCUACCCCCGCCGCACCCCGCUGCAGCACGAGGCGCCCCUCUGGAUGGACCAGCUCUGCACCGGCUGUAUGAAGACCCCUUUCCUGGAGGAGAUGGCUCAUAUACGCUGAGGGCUGACAGGGAUUUCUGGUUUUUUGGGGUUUUUUUUUUUAACGGCUUUGAGAAGGCCUUGCUGGACGAGAUGUUACAGUGUUACAGGGAAUUCCUGCUCAUCUACACUACCUUGACCUUUCCCGAUACGUCCACUAGAGGGCGCGUUAGAUUUAUUGGUUUUCGGAGAGCGUUGAGAUUUGCUGAGGGACAUUAUUCUAAGUGUUGUAGUUGUUUUUUUUUAAAUUUUCUUGAUAAUCCAAGUAGUAUUAGUGCACGCCCCUGUUCUGUUAGUUAUAAAUGAGACGUUUCACCCUCGUCAGGCCUCAAGCGAGGCCUCAUGAGGGUGUUUUUAUAGUAGAAAAAGGUGAACUAUCUGACCGCUGUUGACAUUUUUUUUUAAAACGGAGAUGACGAAUCAUGUCGGUUUGUAUUGUAUGUUGAAUUUUCAGAGUUUUUUUUUAAUCAACUGAGUGUGAAGAAGACUUGAUUUCUGCUUCAUUUUGCUGGCAGACAGUGUGUCCCAAUAAAACCCGUCAGAGUUAU